Hemicordylus capensis (graceful crag lizard) is the source of this 2127-nucleotide messenger RNA. RefSeq names its product zinc finger protein 436-like. NCBI's taxonomy places the organism in Eukaryota, Metazoa, Chordata, Lepidosauria, Squamata, Cordylidae. Gene Ontology annotation, biological process: regulation of transcription by RNA polymerase II. The record is from RefSeq and is a predicted model, not a curated record. The coding region runs from base 124 to 1977 and encodes 617 amino acids. The transcript has 4 exons. Gene Ontology annotation, molecular function: RNA polymerase II cis-regulatory region sequence-specific DNA binding; DNA-binding transcription factor activity.
CACAAGGGUGAAUUGUGGCAAGAGAAGCGCCCUUCCCGCCUCUCUGGAUGAGCAACAUCCUGUUGGAUUUCUUAUCUUUGGAGCAAUUGUAGGAGCUGUAGCUUUGCAAAGAGCUUCCCCAAAAUGCAAAAGCUGGAAGGCCAGGAGGUGCAACAAGAAAUAAAACUGGAGGGACAGGACCCUGCAGAAUGUGGGGGGAGUUUGGAAGUUCGAGGUGUUGAUUCUCCUGUACUCCCAGGUGGGAGCACCAAGGAGUUUCUUGCUUGGCCUGCUUUGCAGCAUGUUAAAGAAGAGAUGGAUGAUGGCCUACAGCAGCGCUGGGAAGCUCAGUGGAAGGAGAUCAUGAAGACUACACCGGUUUCACAGCUCCAGUCAGAGGAGGCUAGGAAAGCAUUUCAAGCCACCCACACAGGAGCAGGAGAUGCUGGAUUUAGGCCUAGAGGCCUUGGAAAAGCCCAAGAGGCCUCUGACAACCUGAAUGCUUUGGCAAAAGUAAAGGAAGAGAUUGUGGAUGAAGGCACUGUCGUUCAAUUCUGCUAUCCGCAGGCUGAGGAGCCCCAAGAGAUUCUGGGGCCUUUGCAAGAGGUGGCUGCUGUUAACUCGCCCAAGAAGCAGUCGGAACAGAUUCCAUUGGGCCGAGUGAAGAUGGAGCUUUCCAUGGAGGUCAAGGGGGAAGGUGAUGGGGACACCGCCAGCUUGCUGGUGUGGAAGAACAAAGAGGCAACCUUUCAGCCAGAAAGACCCAGAGAAGCAGAAAUUGGAAGAUCACCGGAAAUAAUCAAAGAGGACAUUUUUCACGUUGCUGAGUCAGAAAAGACACCUGAAAGUCUGCAAGGAGAACAAGGGCACCGGGAAGGCCAUCUAGGAAAGAGAGCAAAAGAAACCAUUAUUUGUGGAAAAGAUGACAAAGAGCCACCUGAAAGUCCCUUCCGAUGUGGACUCCAUAGACAUAAGAGAGAAAUGAUCAGUGCCAGGCAGGGCAGAAAUCUUUGCCAGAAUGUUGAAAGUCCUGAUACCAUAAUGAGAGGGAAGCCAUUUGAAUGUCCAUAUUGUGAGGAACGUUUCCAUGAUAGCUCACACUUAGUUAUACAUCAGAGAACCCAUACUGGAGAGAAACCAUAUCAAUGCUCAGAUUGUGGUGAAAGCUUUGCUGAAGAGGCAGGCCUUAUUAAGCACAUGGUCACCCAUAUAGAUGACAAGUUGCACGUCUGCUCACACUGUGGGAAAAGCUUCAACAGUAACUCUCACCUUAGGGUGCAUACGAGAAUCCAUACCGGAGAGAAACCGUUUGAAUGUGGGUACUGCGGGAAACAUUUCAGCACUGGCUCUCACCUGAAAAGGCAUAGCAGAGUGCACACAGGUGAGAGCCCAUUCCAAUGCUCGGAAUGUGGGAAAAGCUUCACCCAGAAGCCAUCACUUAUUAAGCACAAGCGAACCCACACUGGAGAGAAACCAUAUGAGUGCUCAGACUGCGGCAAAAGCUACAGUGAUAGCUCUUGCCUUUUAAGGCAUAUCAGAGCCCACACAGGAGAGAAACCCUAUAGAUGUUCAUGGUGUGCAAAUCGGUUCAUUCAGAGAUCGGAUCUUGUCCGACAUGAGGGCACACACACGGGGGAGAAACCGUAUGAAUGCUCAGAGUGUGGGAAAGCCUUUGGUCAAAAGGGGUCCCUGAUGAAACACAAGGGCAUGCAUGCUGGGAAGAAUCCGUAUAAAUGCUUAGACUGUGGGAAAAGCUUCAGCCGGAAGCAAUCCCUUAUUAGGCACAAAAAUAUCCACAUAGGAGAGAAACCAUAUGAAUGCCCAGUGUGUAGUAAAAGCUUCAGCACCGGUGCCCACCUGACAGUUCAUGAAAGAGUCCACACAGGUGAGAAGCCGUACCAGUGCUCAGAGUGCGGGAAGAGCUUCUGCCGGAAACCUUCCCUUGUUACACACAAUAGAAUCCAUACGGCCAAGAAGCCAAAUGAAUGCUCUGUGUAGGGUUGGAGGAAGCUUCAGCAGAAGUUCAGAACUUGUGGGACACACAAGGAGGGUGCCAUAUAAAUAAAUACGUGGUGUGAGAAAAGUGUCUCUUGCCUUGGAGGUCUCUGUAACCAUCUUAAAAUCCACAAAUGAGUUGAAGCAUACAAA